UAGCCCGACUUGGGCCGGCUUUGUUUAGUCGACUAGUGACAGUGUUAGCGGGAAGAUGAAGUCAAGUUUAAAGCUCAAACACGCAGGCGUGAUUUUGCUGGCAUUGAAUUGCGUCUUACUUUGCUCAGCGCAAGGUGGCAAUGGCGGCGCCGGCGGCUGGGGUGGCGCGGCAGGCUCGCCUGGGGCACCGGGUGCACCGGGCAGUAGUGAUUUUGGCUACGGCUAUGCUGGCGUAGACAGUCGUGGUCAUGCGUAUGGGGGCGCUGGUGGCAAUGGCGGCUAUUAUGUUGGCGGCCUGGACGACCAAGGCAGACGCUUUUCAUACAGUGGCGGCGCGGGUGGUAUGCCGGGUAUGCCAGGCAUGCCGGGCGGCUACCCGGGUGCGCCUGGUGCACCGUUAGGACCAGUUGGACCAGGCAACUACCCUGGCUACUAUGAUCAGCGCUACCGAUCGUCAGCGAAUGCUAAGUUUGCGCAGACGCACUGCUGGUUGCUGCUAAUAUCGUUCGCUGUGCUUUCGCGAUUUUUGUAGACAUUUUUGUAAAUACAAAAAUCUUUUUUAAACUUUA
Bactrocera tryoni is the source of this 569-nucleotide messenger RNA. Its product is annotated as glycine-rich cell wall structural protein 1.8-like. Lineage: Eukaryota; Metazoa; Arthropoda; Insecta; Diptera; Tephritidae. The coding region runs from base 56 to 532 and encodes 158 amino acids. The transcript is spliced from 2 exons. The record is from RefSeq and is a predicted model, not a curated record.